This is a messenger RNA of Dromiciops gliroides (monito del monte), 4159 nucleotides long. RefSeq names its product ETS variant transcription factor 5 (gene ETV5). The transcript is spliced from 13 exons. Gene Ontology annotation, molecular function: sequence-specific DNA binding; DNA-binding transcription factor activity, RNA polymerase II-specific. The record is from RefSeq and is a predicted model, not a curated record. Gene Ontology annotation, biological process: cell differentiation; regulation of transcription by RNA polymerase II. Lineage: Eukaryota; Metazoa; Chordata; Mammalia; Microbiotheria; Microbiotheriidae. Gene Ontology annotation, cellular component: nucleus. Bases 303 to 1859 code for a protein of 518 amino acids.
CUAGGCGGCAAGGCGGCCCGAGAGCGGCGGCGGGGCGGCGCGGGCGGGUUUCGGGACAGAGCCGGGCCGGGCCGGGGCCGGGGCCAGGGCCAGGGCCAGGGGCCGGGCCGGGGGAGGCGGGCAGCCGGCCGGUCGGAGCCCCCGCCCGGAGCGCUCCUGUCAGGCGGGAGCGCGCGCAGGCGGCGGCGGGAGCGUGCGCAGUUUGAAAUCUGCGAGCUUCACAAAACAACAGGACCCCUUCAGCCCAGGAAUUACUCGAUGCUGAAGCUUUUCAGAGGGAUAUUAAAGACAUUAGAAGCACAAUGGAUGGUUUUUAUGAUCAGCAAGUCCCUUUUAUGGUCCCAGGGAAACCUCACCCUGAGGACUAUCGAGCAAGGCCUGUGAUUGACAGAAAGAGAAAGUUCUUGGACACAGAUCUGGCUCACGACUCAGAAGAGUUGUUUCAGGAUCUCAGCCAACUCCAGGAGGCCUGGUUAGCUGAAGCACAAGUUCCGGACGAUGAACAGUUUGUCCCAGAUUUUCAGUCUGAUAACCUGGUGUUUCAUGCCCCGCCUCCGGCCAAGAUCAAGCGGGAGCUGCAUAGCCCUUCUGCUGAGCUGUCCUCCUGUAGCCACGAGCAAGGCGUUGGUGCUAACUAUGGAGAGAAGUGCCUCUACAACUAUUGUGCCUACGAUAGGAAGCCCCCCUCUGGGUUCAAGCCAUUAACCCCUCCCACCACCCCCUUGUCACCAGCUCAUCAGAAUUCCUUACUGCCCCCUCCCCCUUCAGUGCAGGCUUCCGCCCACGUUCCCACGGCAGGCCCUGUGCAAGGUGUGGGCCCGGCCCCUGCCCCAGCCCCCGGCCCCACCCCUACUCCUGUCCCUGCACCCCACUCCCUUCAUGAACCCAGACAACAGCAGCAGCAGACCUUUGCCAUCCCUCGGCCACCACAGCAACCCAUGCCGAUGCCAAAGAUGAUGCCUGAAAACCAGUACCCAUCUGAACCGAGGUUUCAGAGACAGAUGUCUGAGCCCUGCCACCCUUUCCCUCCUGGCGACAAUCGUCCAGGCUACCACCGACAGAUGUCAGAGCCCAUUGUCCCUGCAGCUCCCCCACCACCUCAGGGAUUCAAACAAGAGUAUCCUGACCCUCUCUAUGAGCAUGGUGUUCCAGGCAUCCCUGGAGUGCCAACACAUGGGUACCAGUCGCCAAUGGGCAUCAAGCAAGAGCCCAGGGAUUACUGCAUUGAUUCAGAAGUGCCUAACUGCCAGUCAUCCUACAUGAGAGGAGGCUAUUUCUCCAGCAGCCAUGAUGGUUUUUCAUGUGACAAAGAUCCUCGAUUGUACUUCGAUGACACAUGUGUUGUACCGGAGAGGCUGGAAGCAGGCAAAGUCAAACAGGAGCCCACCAUGUAUCGGGAAGGUCCCCCCUACCAGAGACGCGGCUCCCUCCAGCUGUGGCAGUUCCUGGUUACUCUCCUCGAUGACCCGGCCAAUGCCCACUUCAUUGCCUGGACAGGCAGAGGCAUGGAGUUCAAGCUGAUAGAACCAGAAGAGGUGGCCCGGCGAUGGGGCAUCCAAAAGAACCGACCAGCAAUGAACUAUGACAAGCUUAGCCGCUCUCUGCGCUAUUACUAUGAAAAGGGCAUCAUGCAGAAGGUUGCUGGCGAGCGAUACGUCUACAAAUUUGUCUGCGAUCCAGACGCGCUCUUUUCCAUGGCCUUUCCAGACAAUCAGCGUCCCUUCUUGAAGGCCGAGUCCGACUGCCCGCUGAAUGAGGAGGAGACCUUACCCCUGACCCACUUUGAGGACAACCCCGCUUACCUCCUUGACCUGGAUCGCUGCCCCAGCCUCCCCUAUGCAGAAGGCUUUGCUUACUGAGUGAGUGGCCGAGUUGGCAGCUCCAGCGCCAGAUUUAGCAGUUCCCAUUCAGGCAAAUGAAGGCAGUGAUUUUCUUUGAUUGUUAUUGUCAUUAUUAUUAUUAUUAUUAUUGGUUGUUUUUGGGUUUUUCUCCCCCGCCAUUCCCAAAGCUUGCCCCUGAUUGUUCUGCUGGGCCUUGGCCUGGAUUGGCACCCUCAAAGGAAGGAUCCUGACCAGGGAAAUAGGAGCAGGAAGGGAGCCACCAAGUGUGGCAGGAACCUCAGCUGUCACCCUAAAGAGGAUGCCAAUGGAGUUUGAGCUCUUGCCAACCACCUCACACCAGACAGUGUGCUUCCUCAUGGACAUGAGUUGACCUUGUCCGGAGAGCGUUAUCAUGACAAUCCUUUGCAUCGAUCGAGGCUCCUUCGAGGCUCCUACGUACCUUCCCCUUCCAUUCAAGUAGCUCUAAUUUGCACAAACAGUGAAUUGAAAGAAAUUCUACACUGGGCUCAGUAGGGGAAGGAGGCUCCAGUCACAAAGAAGUGGAACUCCAUAGCCCCGGAUCGCAAAGCUACAAGACUUCAACCUGAAAUGAAGACUCAGCCUUGGCUAAGAAGGAGGAGGCAAAAUCAGGACAGUGUUUCCCUCUUGUGGCUCUCAGGUCAUAAGCCCCAGACUCUGCCCCGGAGCUUCUUGCCUCUCCUGUCACCAGUGGAACGAGCUGCCUUCAUCCUCUUCCUGAUGGCCAGGCUUUGCUGGGGAUGGCUUUCCUUUUAGAAGAAGGGUGAUUCAUACUCUUGACAGUAUUUGGUUUUGCUUUUGAUUUGGAAUUUGGGAGUGGGGGAGGGGCGGUUGUUUUGGCAAAGCAGUUUCUAAAAACUGGUUUUUUGUAGUUUUGGUAUCUAAAGCAAAAAUCCUCUGUCUCAGAAGCUCGGCGCCGCUCUCCUCAAACAGGGCCGUGCUGACCUUCCCAAGAUGCUGCAGCUUGAGAAGGGCUUUGCUCAGGACUCUUCCAGAGCCAGGCCUGAGGCCUGUCCAGCCCAUCUGCCAUCUGCUUUCUGCUUUCUGCACCCGGUAACCUGUUGGAACAUUCGCAUCUGUGUUGUACAUUUUGGAAGCUUAACGGGGCAGCAUGGAUACCCUUCCUGGCUCUUCUGUGUAUAGUUACCCAUACUCACUGACAUACUCUCUGCAAAGUAUAUGUACAUAAUGCAUUUCAUGUCCAUUUGGAACCUAGUCCCAGUGUGGGAGCCUUUGAGGUUAUUUCUCUGGAUAUAGCCGAUGACUUCCAUUUCAUCCUUCUUCCUUACCUUGGUCUAUCAACCCUGCAUAUAGGAUUCAUGGGGUUUGAGACAUGCGUGGGAUACCUACAGGUAAAAUCCAACCAUUCCCUGUCGUAUUUCCCUCUUCUAUUGUUCUGGUUCAGUCAUCGAUUUUUUUUUUGUCAGUGUGUCAGCAACCAAUCAAGGCUCAGAAGACACUGAAGCCAGGCUAGGGCAGAGGUUGGUUAUCAGAGGGUCCUCCCUUGCCAGAUUCUGAGGUAUAAGUCUCAGUUCCCCUGGCCAUCUAAGAUAAUAGGGUGAAUGGACCAGUCUUUGUAAAGAUGAAGCUUUUCACCCACUAUCAAUAAAUGUGCUCUGAGUGAUUUUUCCAUUGACGGGUGAUGGGCCACACUUGGCCAGCCAUAUAGCCCCCCCCCCUCCCUUGUCCCCAAGAGCACACUGGGAGCUGGAAUAAGGAGUGUGUAGUCUGUGGCUACAGAACAGAGUGUUUCUCUGUGUAAAGCUAAUUAGCCCAUAUAAAUUGAACCUGUGACCGUGGCCUAAUUAGCACCAUACUGUAAUCAAGAUAACUGUUCCAGACAGUGUAAUUAUAGCUCUCUAACCUACACAUAUUCUAUACAUAUUAUGCAUAUUUUAUUCCCCCCCCCAAAAAAAAAGCUGGCUAAGAAUUUAUUUGUUGUAAAUGCUGUAUAGGAUUUUUUUCCCUUUCUUUUUCCUUUCACUGGUUUGGGGUCUCUUUGGACGGCUUUAUUCUGUUUUAGUCAGGGUGGCGCUAAUUCUCUGUAGCCUGAGCUCUCCUCCCUCAUGCUGUCUGUCACAAGGCAUAGGAUGGUGGCAUCAGUGUGGCCUUCCCGGGAACCAGCCUCACUGCCCUCCUGGAUGGCUUUGGCUUCUUUUCCAGAGUCUAGAGUGUCCAGGGCACAAAGGGUUUCAUCUGGGAGUUGGUUUGGAGGCCUUUCCCCUGAGCAGGGCCAUUGCAUCCCGCCAAGCUGCAUUACAUUCUGUACUGUGUACAAUAAAGACGUUUGCUUUCAGUUU